This is a messenger RNA of Mesoplodon densirostris (Blainville's beaked whale), 2535 nucleotides long. RefSeq names its product Rho guanine nucleotide exchange factor 15 (gene ARHGEF15). The transcript is spliced from 15 exons. Gene Ontology annotation, biological process: activation of GTPase activity. Lineage: Eukaryota; Metazoa; Chordata; Mammalia; Artiodactyla; Ziphiidae. The record is from RefSeq and is a predicted model, not a curated record. Bases 1 to 2535 code for a protein of 844 amino acids. Gene Ontology annotation, molecular function: guanyl-nucleotide exchange factor activity.
AUGUCAGCUCAGUCUCUUCCUGCAGCAACACCCCCUACCCAGAAGCCCCCUCGGAUCAUCCGGCCCCGCCCCCCUUCUCGCCCCCGGGCUGCCCAGUCCCCGGGGGCGCACCACAACGGCUCCUCUCCACAAGAAUUUCCCCUCACUGCCAAUGAGGCACCAACCCUGAUGUGCACCCCCAUCUUCUGGGAGCCCCCAGCCUCGUCCCUCAAGCCCCCAGCCCUUCUGCCCCCGUCAGCUUCUAAAGCCAGCCUCGACUCCCAGACUUCCCCAGACUCGCCUUCCGGCACCCCCAGCCCAGCGUCCCGGCGCUCCAUCUCCCCAGAACCUGCUCCCCGGUCUCCAGUGCCCCCACCCAAACCCUCCGGGUCACCCCGAACACCUUUGCCCCUGCUCCACUCGACCCGGGCCCCUGGCCAGGAUGGCUCUGCCUCGGCCACAGGCACCGUGCGGAGACUGGCUGGCAGGUUCGAAUGGGGGGCUGAAGGCAGGGUCCAGGCUCCAGAUGCCCUGGAGCCGGGUCCUCCCGGGGGACUGGAUGUGAAUGGGGAGAGAGAGACCGCCCAGGGCAUCCUCGCUGGGAAUGGGUCCCAGGAGAACGGCACUCCAGAUGCUGCGCUGGCCUGCCCUCCCUGCUGCCCUUGUGUCUGCCACGUAGCCCGGCCCGGCCUGGAGCUCCGAUGGGUGCCACUGGGGGGCUAUGAGGACGGCCCCAGGGCACCCUGCCGGGCCUCCCCGCUGCGGACCUCCCGCUCCCGCCCCAGCCCUCCAAGCCUCAGCCAGCCCCCAGUCGUCCUCACGUCCUACCGCUCCACUGCUGAGCGCAAACUCCUGCCACCCCUCAAGCCCCCCAAACCAACUCGGGUCAGACAGGACGUCACCAGCUCUGGGGACGCCCCACAGGCAGAUCUCGAUCUGCCCUCCGAAGAUGGAAUCCAAACAGGGGACAGUCCCGAUGGCGCCCCUCAGAACGAUCCUCCAGCCACCGCGGAGGGCAGGGAGGAUGAGGAGCUGGAGGAGCUGAAGGGGCAGAACUGGGAGCUGCCCCUGCAGGACGAACCCCUGUACCAGACCUAUCGCGCAGCCGUGCUGUCAGAGGAGCUGUGGGGGGUCAGUGAGGACGGAGGACCCUCUUCAGCAAAUCCUGGGGAAGCUCCCCCCUUCGCCCGGCCCCCCGGACCUCGCAACACGCUGUGGCAGGAGCUUCCGGCUGUGCGAGCCAGCGGCCUCCUGGACACCCUCAGCCCCCAGGAGAGGCGCAUGCAGGAGAGCCUGUUCGAGGUGGUGACAUCCGAGGCCUCGUACCUGCGCUCCCUGCGGCUGCUGACCGACACCUUUGUGCUGAGCCAGGCGCUCCGGGACACGCUCACCCCCCGGGAUCACCACACCCUCUUCUCCAACGUGCAGCGCGUCCAGGGAGUCAGUGAGCGGUUUCUAGGGAAGUUACUGUCCCGUGUGCGCUCUUCCCCCCACAUCAGCGACCUGUGCGACGUGGUGCACGCCCACGCCGUGGGGCCUUUCUCCGUGUACGUGGAUUACGUCCGGAACCAGCAGUAUCAGGAGGAGACGUACAGCCGCCUGAUGGACACGAACGUGCGCUUCUCCGCGGAGCUGCGGCGGCUGCAGAGCCUCCCCAAGUGCCAGCGGCUCCCGCUGCCGUCCUUCCUGCUGCUGCCCUUUCAGCGCAUCACGCGGCUCCGCAUGCUGCUGCAGAAUAUCCUGCGCCAGACAGAGGAGGGGUCCAGCCGCCAGGAGAAUGCCCAGAAGGCUCUGGGUGCUGUCAGCAAGAUCAUUGAGCGGUGCAGCGCCGAGGUGGGGCGCAUGAAGCAGACAGAGGAGCUGAUCCGGCUCACGCAGAGGCUGCGCUUCCACAAAGUCAAGGCCCUACCCCUGGUCUCCUGGUCCAGGCGCCUGGAGUUGCAGGGGGAGCUGACGGAGUUAGGAUGCAGAAGGGGGGGUGUGCUCUUCGCCUCCCGCCCCCGCUUCACCCCCCUCUGCCUGCUGCUCUUCAGUGACCUGCUGCUCAUCACUCAGCCCAAGAGCGGUCAGCGGCUACAGGUUCUGGACUAUGCCCAUCGCUCCCUGGUCCAGGCCCAGCAGGUCCCGGACCCAUCUGGACCACCUACGUUCCGCCUCUCCCUUCUCAGCAACCACCAGGGCCGUCCCACCCACCGGCUACUCCAAGCUUCAUCCCUAUCAGACAUGCAGCGCUGGCUGGGAGCCUUCCCUACCCCAGGCCCCCUUCCCUGCUCCCCGGGCACCAUCUAUGAGGACUGUGACUGUUCCCAGGAACUCUGUUCAGAGACUUCCACACCUGCCAAGACUGAGGGACGGAAUCUGGAGUCCAGGGCUCCCCUCAAGCACCUACACAAGAGUCCCGAAGGCUGGCUGAAGGGGCUUCCUGGGGCCUUCCCUGCCCAGCUGGUGUGUGAAGUCACGGGAGAACAUGAAAGGAGGAAGCACCUUCGUCAGCACCAGAGGCUCCUGGAGGCUGUUGGGCCCUCUUCAGGCUCCCCCAGUGCCCCCCAACCCUAA